This is a messenger RNA of Symbiodinium sp. CCMP2592, 2826 nucleotides long. NCBI's taxonomy places the organism in Eukaryota, Dinophyceae, Suessiales, Symbiodiniaceae. The record is from the annotation of a GenBank genome assembly.
AUGACGACGCCCAGCACCGGAGGAGUUCCGCUGGACGAAUGGAGAAAAGAUGUGCCACCCGGCUGGAAGCCGGGAGUUGAAAGCUACCCUUUGAAGACCUACUUCGCGAAGCUCAAGCUGUGGUACCGCUGCUCUGAGGUGCCUGACGAGGUGAUUGGCCCGCUCAUAGCGGGAAGGCUUCAGGGCAGAGCUCAGCGCAUAGCAUUGGAGCUCAAGCUGAUCAGGCCGGACGGCACCUUCGACUACGGCGACGCGGCGCUGGUCAGGCUGAGCGUCGACGAGGUGUUGGACCCCAACGACGGCGUCACUGUGCUGCAGGCUCACAUCCCUUCUGGUGUGUAUAGGCGCUGUGCAACGCGUUCAGAGUUGCAGGAGUUUGCGGCUGAGUGGGACCUGCGGUACGAGGACGCACGCAGCAAGGCAGGCCUCGACAUGAAUGCCGUGGCGAAGAGCUACCUGUGGCUGAAGCAGAGCGGUCUCUCCCAGAAGCACCAGGACGGCUAUGGCAAAGGAAAGAACAAAGGCUCUUGGGGAAACUCGUACGGCUCGAGGCCUUGGGCUUCGAGAUACUAUGCUGACUACGACCCGGGCGACUACUACUACAGCGACCAGAUUCGGCACGCCCGACAAGGCCUCUCCCUCGGCGACUCCCCGAAGAAGUCCACUGUCGAGAACGCCAAGUACUUUAAUAUAGCCACGGACGCGCUUGUCUCGGGCACCACGGCCACGCCGCUGCUCAAGAAGACCAUCGACUUCUUCUUCAGGAAGAACGAGAAUGGCCACGAUGGCCGUGAAGUACCGCAACACAAGACCUACCACGAGCACGACAACGACACCGAGGUCUACCACACCGUCGGCGGACGCCGGCGAAGAGGACUUAUCAUCGACCCCGGUGCGGCAAAUGGCUUAGUGGGCUCUGAGACCUUGCGGGACUUGUUGGAGCAUGUGAUCCCACAGGCCCCGCAGUGGACAUCAAAGAAGAGCGAGGUCACCGGGAUCAGCGGCGAGGCUGACAGCACGCUGGGCGAGGUCAAGAUCGCGCUCCCGAAUGUCAAUGGCCUGGAGGAAGCGAACUACCGGGCGGAUGUCAUCGGUGGAAAUGCGAGCAUGUGCCCGGCCCUCGUCGGAAACUCCUCCUUGGUGAACAUGCGGGCGAUCAUUGCGGCCAACUGGUUCACGAACAAGGACGGCUUGCUGGCGGUUCCCGACAAGGACGGAAAGUUCCAGAUGAUCAGGCUGCUGUUCACGGACUCAAAGCACUACCUGCUCCCUUUGGACAGCGACCAAGGAACUUCCGAGGACCCGGAGGCCGAGGAGAAGAUGCGUACUUUCGUCUCCAACGCCUACACAGAGACGACGAGCAGAUGGAACGAUGUGAGAACGUGGUUCACAUGGGCGACGACGGCAAAGCCAAAGCGGGGUCAGUUUGACGAAUGCUCCCCCGCGACCAAGGAUGACAAGAAGGUUUUCUUCGACGAGGCAUCCACAUCACCAACAGCUACGCCUACAACACCAGGCCACACCACAGAGGACAUCGGGGCGCAAAUGGACAUCGGGGCCAAUGAUAUGUUAUCGUCAUGUACCACGUCGCAUCCUGGUCCCUCUCCGACUACGUCAUGUACCACGUCGCAUCCUGAGGAGUACCCCUUUGUUGUUGAUGACGAGAUGAAGUUCGGUCUGCCUACGAUGUAUCCUGGCGACGUGCUUCCUCCUGAUCUACCACAAGAACGACAAGCACAUGUGCGAGGACAGCAAGCGGCAGUCCAGGAGGAGUUCUACAGCAAGUCAGGCCGACCGGUGAUCGGCCCAGAUAACUAUGAACGAUGGCGAGAGACCAGGCAUGCUCGUCGGCGACCUCACUUUUGGGAAAUCUGCAGUGGCUCCGGAAGGCUGACCUACACUGCCCUUCUGGCAGGUCUGAUGCUGGCCUUCCCGGUUGACUACCGGUGCGGCUGGAACGUUGCGGAUCGAGAGCAUCAACGACUGCUACUUGAUGAGCAAGAAAGAUCCUCUCCGGCAGUCAUCUUCUUUGCGCCUCCCAUCGUCAAUGUUCCGGCGAAGCACACCGAUGCUGCAGCUCGCCAACGAGCACAUGACGACAACGCCUCCAUUGUCAACUUUGUGAAGACUAUGGCCAUGCGACAGGCCGAGGCCGGGAACGGUUUCAUUCUACAGGGCUUGUGGAAUGCUGCGUGGUGGACAUCCUCUCCUCUCGCUGGCUUGGACCACCAGUACCAGGGGUUCCGUCCUCGACAGAGUUCGGACCUAUGUGCUUAUGGGGCCGUCAACGACAAGGUCCGUCCAAUUCAACAACGGAUAGGCCUCCAAGCAAACAUGUCGUUGAGGGCAUCCACCCAUCGCUGCCGAGGACACCGCGACCAACAUGUUCCAGGCCUCAGCGAGAAGUCAAGACGGUAUCCACAACAAUUGUGCAGGUCCGUGGUCAAGGACAUCAAGAAGUUCAUCGCAGGGGAUAAGCAGAUCAAGUUCGUCGUCUACAAGUGCCAAAAGUGCGCUCUGGGACGCAACGCUCCUCCCGGCACUGAACACACCUUGGUUCCUCGAGAGUGCCGGCAUGCGAGCAGCUUACCGACUCCUGCGACCACGACCUCUACACCCAGCAGCUCAAGCAACCAACCACCAGUGGUGCCAGUCGCUCCAGUGCGGGCAGCGGUCACAACGCCCAUGAACGAGCUGCUGGAGCAGUUUAAGCAGCGUGCCCUGAAACAACAAAACCUCGACACCGUGAAGCUCCAGUUGCCUGACGACAUGACUAUGACGGCGAUGGACUUGCCCGCACGGAUGUGGAUCAAGCCAAGAGAUUGA